This is a messenger RNA of Penicillium macrosclerotiorum, 1683 nucleotides long. RefSeq lists its product as uncharacterized. Lineage: Eukaryota; Fungi; Ascomycota; Eurotiomycetes; Eurotiales; Aspergillaceae. Gene Ontology annotation, molecular function: basic amino acid transmembrane transporter activity. Gene Ontology annotation, cellular component: fungal-type vacuole membrane. Bases 1 to 1683 code for a protein of 560 amino acids. The record is from RefSeq and is a predicted model, not a curated record. Gene Ontology annotation, biological process: transmembrane transport; basic amino acid transport. The transcript has a single exon.
AUGUCAAUUGACGAGUCGACAAGAAUCCCCUCGACAGAGGAAACGCCUCUGCUCCGCGAGACCGACCCCGCCAGCUCCAGUCAGCCGGAGGGCCAGGGACCAGUGCCCGAGGAACCCAGCACCAAGGAGCUAAUCGUAAUCCUGAGUAGCAUCUGGCUUGGGGUUUUUCUAGCUGCCCUCGGUAGAUUCCUUAAUUCCAUCGAGGAGCUAUUGCUCAUUAAGGCUGAACCAAUUUUUUUUACAGAUACAACAAUCGUUGCGACGUUAUCGGCGCCUAUUUCAUCCUCAUUCAACUCGUUUUCACUCCUGUCGUGGCUGGCAACCUCAUACCUGAUUUCCAAUGCCGCAUGUCAGCCACUCAGUGGCCGAUUGACCGAUAUAUACUCCCGCCGCUGGGGCCUCGUCUUUUCCAAUGUUUUCUUCGCUCUGGGAAAUUUGAUAUGCGGAUUGGCAAAAACCCAAUGGGCAAUCAUUCUAGGUCGUGUUGUGGCAGGUGUAGGUGGCGGUGGUCUGACUGCCAUCUCGACUUUUGUCACCUCAGAUCUGAUUCCGCUACGGAAACGAGGGAUCUGGCAGGGUAUCGGGAACAUCUGUUAUGGAGCCGGCAUGGGUCUUGGCGGCGUCUUUGGCGGAUGGAUCAAUGACACACUGGGAUGGCGGUGGGCCUUUCUGAUCCAGAUCCCCUUCCUUAUGAUUUCAUGCGUGCUGGUGAUAUUUCAAGUCAAUAUCCCGGUCAAAGAAACUGACAAGGCGCGCAUUAGGCGUGUCGACUUUCUCGGGGCCAUUACUCUGGUGCUAACGCUCGUGACCCUCUUGCUCGGGCUGAACACUGGCGGCAACCAGGUCCCAUGGACACACCCUAUUGUCCUAGUAUCGCUGCCACUGUCUGCAGUGUUCCUGGGCAUUUUCAUACACGUGGAAGCCAACGUCGCAACAGAGCCUGUGAUUCCCGUGAGACUUCUUUUGGAUCGAACAGUUGCAUCCGCCUGCUUGACCAAUUGGUUCACCACUAUGACCAUCUUUGGCCUGCUAUUUUAUCUUCCCGUCUACUUCCAGGUGCAAGGUCUCUCGGCCACCGCGGCCGGGGUACGUUUGAUUCCUCAGGCGAUCGGAACCUCGAUUGGGUCACUGGGCAGUGGCGUCAUCAUGCGCUCGAGCGGGCGCUAUAAGAUCCUCAGUUACACUACCAUGGCCUUGCUGGUGACUGCUGCGGUGUUGAUGUGUACCCUAAACCUGUCAACCCCCGCCUGGCUGCCUUUCGUUUACUUGUUCUUGGGGGGAGCGGCGUACGGCAGCAUGCUGACCAUCACAUUGGUUGCACUGAUCUCGGCCGUGGAUCACCAGCAUCAUGCAGUUGUAACGUCCGCAUCGUAUGCAUUCCGCAGCACUGGGAGCACUAUUGGCAUUACAAUCGCCUCGGCUGUGUUUCAAAAUACCCUUAACAUCGGGCUCUGGUCUCGAUUUGGAGAGCGGAAGCAUGCGGCAGAGCUGAUCUCGCGACUGCGGGAUAGCCUUGACGAGAUUCACAAGCUCCCUGCUGACUGGAUUCCUGGUGUGCUAGAUGCUUAUAUGGAUUCAUUGCGCGCACUCUUCGUGGCUCUGCUUGGCGUGACUAUCCUGGGUGCGCUGGUCAGUAUUGCGAUGAGAGAGCACAAGCUGCACAACAACUUGGCUCGGCGGUGA